GCAGGGCCCGAGACGACGAAGGCUGCCGAGAUCCAGGCGCAUGUGGAGUGGGAAGGUCAGCAACAGCUGAGCCAGACUGGACCGGUGAUGCUGGCGGCAUUCGAUGCUCGCGAGGAUCGUUGGGGAGCCGUCAAGGAUGCUUGGGGCCAGCUGACUUGCGAGGAGAAGUUGAGCGCUGCCAGCAUGCAGCGCCAUCUGGGCAAGAACCACAGCUAUACCGACUUCACUUUCCGAAUCAACGUGCACCAGACAUCGGCCAUCAGAGACUGGCACUUCGCAGUCCUCACAUGUGGUGAAACGGAGCAGGCCGUUUUGACGCUGAGGUUGGUUGCAACGAAUGGCGUGCUGAACAUGUUCGAGGCCAACACCCACUUCGACGCAAGCAGCUGCCCCGCCGGCUUUUGGUUGAUGCUCGUGGGGGCGCUUCUGCUUGGAUGCUCGGCAGUUCUCGUUGCAGUAUCUUGCCGCCAUUGCCGCAAGAAGGCGCAGAUCCAGCAGUUUCGAGAGACCGCAACUGCCGGUGGAGCAGAGCCUGUGAUCGGCAGGCCUUGCAGCCAGAUUGGUGGGGCAAAGAUCGUGGAUGGACAGACGACGGUCAUUCCCACGCAAAUCUUGUACGGGUACCGGCCAACCGGCUCCAAUGCAUCGGGUGUUGUUGUCAGCCUUCCUUCAACUUUCAUGGCCGUGUGCCUGCCGCCUCAAAAAUCUCAAUUACUGCCCGUGCUGACGUGGAAGACGCCAGCUGUGCCACCACGCUGCCGAGGAUGCAGCUGUAGCCACGGGCCUUUGCUGGCAACAUGUGCAGCGAUCACUGGAGGUCGCAGGCAUCGCGCAGCUCGAUCUGCGCGAAUAGUGGCCUCUUCUGCCAAACCUUCGUCGAAGGGUGGUGGCCCUCCGGAAGAAGGCAGCGUCCUGGAAGUCCGCAUUAAAAAGCUGCUCUCCCACGGACAGGGGCUUGGCCUCUAUGGGACCAGCGAUUGGGUCGUCAUGGUGAUGUUUGUAAUUCCUGGGGAGAAGGUCGAGGUCCGCAUCGAGCGGAACUACAGCCGCUACUCUGAGGCGAAGCUCCUCAGAGUGCUGGAAUCGUCCCCUGACAGGGUGGAGCCAAAGUGCCCACUGUAUACGAUUUGUGGCGGCUGUCAGUACCAGCAUCUCACAUAUUCCUCCGAGCUGGCUUGGAAAAGGCUGCAUGUGAAGUCGACGCUCGAGGAUUUUUCCGGCCUCGACCUACCAGCAGCGCUUGUGGCCGAAACGGCCCCAUCGCCCAAAGAGUACCACUACAGGCGCAAGCUCACCCCUCGGCUGCAAGGUAUGGCGCCGAAAGGGGGCGAUCCACGUUUCCAGGAUGUGGAUGCAGAUGGCCCAAUUGGCAUCUGUGCGCAGGAGUGGGGCGACCACCGCGAUGCGCGCGGACGCCGUUUUCGUCCGGUUGUGGAAAUCGAGGCAUGCCCACUGGCAACAGAGGCCAUCAACACGGCGCUGCCGGCUGCCAAGGUUGCUCUUCGGCAGCGUGCAGCAAAGUUCUUGGAGCCUUUGUCCAAAGAAGAUCGGAGAGCCGCAUCGAAGCGGAAGCGCGGAGAACUGGUUGCAUUACUGCGGCAUACGUCGUUGGAUGGUGUGGUGUGCGACAUGUGGGACCAGGUGGUGACGGAAGAGAUCCCAGGAGUGGGAAAGUUCAAGUUUGCUGCUGGCCGCUUUUUCCAGGUCAACGCAUCGAUCCUCCCAAGUUUCGUGCGCACUGUGGUGGAUUCUGCCGCCGCGCCAUGGCAGGGCGAGCAAGGACGCCCGGAGUUCCUUAUCGAUGUGUACUGCGGCGUGGGGCUGUUUGCCCUGGCAGGCAGUGCCCUGUUCGAUCUAACCUUCGGCAUCGAAGUGGACAAGAAUGCUGUGGCCUUGGCCAAAGAGAAUGCCAAGCUGAACCGGAUCAGCAACGCAACUUUCAUCCGUGGCGAUGCGCGGAAGGGCUUGGCGCGCGUGGCGAAGGAGGCGCCAGCCCGGUCGUCCGCAGUAGUGGUAGAUCCUCCGCGGGAAGGUUUGUCUCGAGAUACAUGUGAUCUUCUAGCGGAAUGGCGUCCGAGGCGCGUGGUCUAUGUAUCUUGUGAUCCUGCCACGCAGGCCCGCGACCUCGGAAGACUCCAUGCCGCCGGCUACCAGCCCCAGGCAGUUCGACCCUUCGACCUGUUUCCACAGACGCGCCAUGUGGAGUCGGUGUUGAUCCUUGAGCUGCCUGUGGAUGCAUUAGCAAUCGUCGAUACAGCCACUGAUGGCGUGGACUCGGAGUUUCGCCAGGGCAUCGUCGGCGAGGAGGUUGCUCUCACCGUGCAGGAUUUCAAAGAGAAGGGUGCAGUGGGAGCGGUCAAGGAUGCUGUGGCCGAUGCCGGGGACAUUCUCAUCGACGGGGUCUCUGGCAUUGUCGGUUGGCUACGGGGCGAGGCUCCCCAGGAGGAGGAGACGCAGGCUUCGGAGGACGCACAGAAGGUCCUGGCCAAUGGUCCCAGGGGGGCAGCCUAUGGAAUCAGCCAAGCCUCCCCAAGCGGUGGCAUCAACGCGGUCUGGGUCAUGCCGGAGGAGGCGGAUCCUGCCACCAUGGCGGAGCUCGCACGCUCUUCCAAGGCUGCGCCGCAGAACUUGAACCCGCCCUAUGCUCCCUCCAACAUCCAGCCCUACCAACCAGCACCCGGAAGCAAGGCCGCGGCUCAGGCUCCACAGAUGCCUCCGGCCAUGCCGCAGUAUCUCCCGAACGGCAUUCAGAUUGCACCCUACCAGCCGAACGCACCAGGAGCUCGACAACCACCUGGCGUCUUCCCAGGUCUUGCAAUGCCGUAUGCGGAUCCACGAGGGGCGCCUAUGCAACCCCCUUUCGCCCCGGGCGGCCAAUUCCCAGGUGCGGGUGGAGCUUUGGGUGGCUAUGGUGGUGCAGCCAGCAGCACAAGCGGUCCAAAAGGAUUCGUGGAACGAAUUUCCAAGGGAGAUGUCCUUCCCGGACCGGAGGCUGCAGAUCGCCUUGCAUCUCAAUGUGCCUCCACCCAGGUGUCAGGAUCUCAACUGUCGGAGAUGCUUUGCGACAGAGUCCGACGUCUCUACUUGGGCCUCGAUGGCGGGGCGUCAGCGGAUGAGGGCCUCCUUAGGCUCCUCCAGCUUGCGGAUGCCAUGAAGACGCAGGGCAGCCCGAUGAUGAUCGAGGCCGUGAAGCAGGUCAAGGACAGCGUCAGCGAGGAGUUCUUGUCUCUGAAAUCCAACGUGAAGUGCCAGGCCGUGGCCACCCCGCUGCUCGUGCGGCUGGGUCUUGGGGGCCCGGCUGACUUGCCCGACCUCCUCGGUGAGGCCCCAAGCAGUGCCGGAAGUGCUGCAGCUGGC
Molecule: messenger RNA, 3357 nt
Organism: Symbiodinium sp. CCMP2456
Lineage: Eukaryota; Dinophyceae; Suessiales; Symbiodiniaceae
Source: the annotation of a GenBank genome assembly